Molecule: messenger RNA, 312 nt
Organism: Serendipita indica DSM 11827
Lineage: Eukaryota; Fungi; Basidiomycota; Agaricomycetes; Sebacinales; Serendipitaceae
Source: the annotation of a GenBank genome assembly
AUGUCUGGACGCGGAAAAGGCGGAAAGGGACUCGGAAAGAGCGGUGCCAAGCGCCAUCGCAAGAUUCUGCGUGACAACAUCCAAGGUAUCACCAAGCCCGCUAUUCGCCGUCUGGCUCGCCGUGGUGGUGUGAAGCGUAUUUCUGGUCUCAUCUACGAAGAGACGCGUGGUGUUCUCAAGACGUUCCUCGAAAACGUCAUCCGUGACUCUGUUACAUACACCGAGCACGCAAAGAGAAAAACAGUGACGGCACUCGAUGUCGUGUACGCUCUCAAGCGAUCCGGACGUACCCUCUACGGCUUCGGUGUCUGA